AUGUCUACUUUUGGCUACAGAAGGGGACUUAGUAAAUAUGAAUCCAUCGAUGAGGAUGAACUUCUGGCCUCCCUCUCGGCUGAGGAACUCAAGGAGCUCGAGAGGGAGCUGGAAGACAUUGAACCUGACCGAAACCUUCCUGUGGGGCUAAGGCAAAAGAGUCUGACGGAGAAAACCCCCACAGGGAACUUCAGCAGAGAGGCGCUGAUGGCUUAUUGGGAAAAGGAGUCCCAAAAACUUUUGGAGAAGGAACGGCUUGGGGAAUGUGGAAAGGUUGCAGAAGAAGACAAGGAAGAGAGUGAGGAAGAACUGAUCUUCACAGAAAGCAACAGUGAGGUCUCUGAGGAAGUGUGUACAGAAGAGGAGGAGGAGGGACAAGAGGAGUCUCAAGAGGAAGAGGAAGAAGAGGAAGAGGAAGAAGAGGAAGAAGAGGAAACCACAGCUGAAGCCACCAAACAUAUUAACGGAACUGUAAACUACAAUAGCAUUAACUCAGAUAACUCUAAGCCAAAGACAUUCAAAAGCCAAAUAGAAAAUAUAAACUUAACCAAUGGCGGCAGCAGCGGAGGGACACAGAGGAGGACGGAGUCGCCAGCUGCCAUUCACCCUUGUGGAAACCCCACGGUUAUCGAGGAUGCCCUGGAAAAGAUUAAAAACAAUGACCCCGACACAACAGAGGUCAAUCUGAACAAUAUCGAGAACAUCACCACACAGACCCUAUCCCGCUUCGCGGAAGCUCUCAGGGAGAACACAGUAGUGAAGACAUUCAGUCUGGCCAACACCCAUGCCGAUGACGCUGCGGCCAUCGCCAUUGCGGACAUGCUCAAGGUCAACGAGCACAUCACCAGUGUCAAUGUGGAGUCCAACUUCAUCACGGGCAAGGGGAUCCUGGCCAUCAUGAGAGCCCUGCAGCACAACACGGUGCUCACGGAGCUGCGCUUCCACAACCAGAGGCACAUCAUGGGCUCCCAGGUGGAGAUGGAGAUUGUCAAGCUGCUCAAGGAGAACACGACGCUGCUGAGGCUCGGGUACCAUUUUGAGCUCCCGGGACCAAGAAUGAGUAUGACGAGCAUUCUAACAAGGAAUAUGGAUAAACAGAGGCAAAAGCGCAUGCAGGAGCAAAAACAGCAAGAGGGAUACGAUGGAGGAGCUACUCUUAGGACCAAGGUCUGGCAAAGGGGGACACCAGGCUCUUCUCCAUAUGCAUCUCCAAGGCAGUCUCCUUGGUCAUCUCCCAAAGUCUCCAAGAAAGUUCACACUGGGAGAAGCAGGCCUCCAUCUCCUGUAGCUCCUCCCCCUCCUCCACCCCCACCUCCUCUCCCUCCCCACAUGCUGCCUCCUCCUCCUCCCCCUCCUCCUCCUCCUCCACUCCCAGAGAAAAAGCUCAUCACCAGAAACAUCGCAGAAGUCAUUAAACAACAGGAAAGCGCCCAGCGGGCCCUACAAAAUGGACAGCGAAAGAAAAAAGGGAAAAAGGUUAAGAAACAGCCAAACAAUAUCCUAAAGGAAAUAAAGAAUUCUCUGAGGUCAGUGCAAGAGAAGAAAAUGGAAGACAGCUCCCGGCCGUCUACACCACAGAGAUCAGCUCAUGAGAACCUCAUGGAAGCCAUUCGAGGGAGCAGCAUACGACAGCUACGGAGGAUAAAAUUAAAGAACUUUCUAAAGAGGCUCUUUGGGAAGUAUGAGACAAGUUUGGGGAAAGACUCCUAUGUGGCCAUUUCCCUGGGUUCAUUGAUACACAAAUCAGAUGGCAGCAUUGGUCCCAGUGUUUUCCUAAGUCCAAUUGACAGCCAGAAGUCAGUCUAA
Molecule: messenger RNA, 1806 nt
Organism: Cricetulus griseus (Chinese hamster)
Lineage: Eukaryota; Metazoa; Chordata; Mammalia; Rodentia; Cricetidae
Source: RefSeq, a predicted model, not a curated record